AUGCGUGACUGGGAAGAAUUGGAGCUUGAGCUCCCAAGGGUGGUUCGUAAGCACGCAGUAGAAGGUCGAGGAAUCGUGGAUUACCAUCCACCAUUAUGGGCUGAUUUUAACCCUAAAGAUGUUCUGGGUAAGGAUGUAUAUCGAUAUUCAGUUGAUAUAAUCUCCAACGGAACGUUUCUUGAAAAUGUGAAGCUGGGUUCCAAGUCCUACUGUAUCCUGGGGUCUAUGGAUGACUGCGACUUUGUAUAUAAAAAUCCAUUGGUAUCAAGGAAACAUCUCGUGUUACAGUUGAAUAGACAUGGUAGUCUAUUGCUAUAUGACCUGUGUUCCACUCAUGGCACUACCCUAAAUCACGUUCGUAUAGAACCAGAUAAGUACUACAUGCUCAAGGUUGGAGACCAGAUCCGUAUCGGUUUACGUGGAAGUACUAGCCGGACGUAUGUGGUAUGCGGGCCUGAAGAGAGUGACCCUUUACAAGAAGAUGUAACUUCAGAUAUGAAGCCUAAGAAGAAAGCUAAAACUUUGGCUGAAAAAGAUGAACAAGAGAUAAUGGCCAAAGUAAAAAAUGCUACGGCGGCAGAUUAUUACGACACCCAUUUAUAUUUUGACGAAUGGGAUGACUACUUUGAUCGUGACCAAGUGAAACAGGAAUCUAGUGCAAAACGGAAACAGAAGACACAUACUGCAGCAUCACUCAAGGCUGACCUUGCUAAGCUUUGUCAGGAAGAGAUCGAUAUUCUGAACCGUUGGUACGACAUUAUUAAACAAGCUAAGGAAGAAGGUUUGAUUCGAGAAGGAGACGUUGAAAUCAAGGCCGAGACGUUGGUAAAAAAAAUUCAGAAAAAGGGACUAAACGAAGACCGUGCUAAGCUACAGGAUGAAGUUAACCGAAUACGAGAAGACAUCGAAUAUCAUAAAAGGUUGCUCAGACUAACCCGAACCGAAUGCUAA
Messenger RNA from Babesia sp. Xinjiang, 951 nucleotides. Its product is annotated as Kanadaptin. Lineage: Eukaryota; Apicomplexa; Aconoidasida; Piroplasmida; Babesiidae. Gene Ontology annotation, molecular function: protein binding; mRNA binding. The record is from RefSeq and is a predicted model, not a curated record. The transcript has a single exon. The coding region runs from base 1 to 951 and encodes 316 amino acids.